AUGAAGGAAGACUACUUUGAAAGAGCCAAGAACUACGGAUUCGCCCCUCAACUGGACAUCUUGGCUGCCCUCUCCCGUUCAGACACGGUUGUCCUCGAUGUUCGACGAGAAGAGGAGAUUGCCGAGACAGGAAAAGUGCAGGGAAAUGGACAAUGGAAGAGCACCGGUUGUACUCCAAGCGCGUGUCCCAAGCUUGCCGCCGACCCAACCCAGUUUGUGCAAGACAAGGAGACCCCCGUAGUCAUUUAUUGCCGCAGCGGUCGAAGAGCCGUCAAGGCUCAGGAGAUUCUCGAGCAGAGCGGAUUCACCAAGGUCAUGAACGCCGGCGGCUACGAUGAUUUGAUGGAUAUGCUCAACUGGCAGCAACGUGACAAUAACCAAAAUGCCAGGAGCUAG
This is a messenger RNA of Seminavis robusta, 396 nucleotides long. The record is from the annotation of a GenBank genome assembly. NCBI's taxonomy places the organism in Eukaryota, Bacillariophyta, Bacillariophyceae, Naviculales, Naviculaceae.